UGGUUCCCUCGUUGUGAAAUAAGGUAUGGAAUCAUUGGAAACCAAACAUCUCAAACAUCUUGCCAACUCCUAAGAUUUGCUCAUUCUCCGUAAUACCCAUCCUCCAUAGUCCUCAAUCGCUCCAAUGGCAUCAUCAGCAGCACCCACAGCCGCCGACGGCACCACCAAGCUUGUCAAGCUGACCUUCCUCAUCAAGAAGAGAGAUGAUAUCUCUUUAGAGGAAUUCCACAGAUACUGGAGAGAGAACCAUCGCAAGCUUGCUGUCUCAACCCCUAUUUUCCGCGAAAAGGUUGUGAGAUAUACCCAAUACCACUCGGAUGGCUCUGUCGAUCUUAAGAAGAUCGGUAUCGGAAACCCGGGUUACGAUGGAGCUGCGAUCGUAUGGGCGAGGAGCUUAGAAGACUUAAUAGAGGUAUUCAACCACGAAGACUACCUAAAAUACUUGGCUACGGAUGAGCCAAACUUCCUGAAGAGAGAUGAGAUCAUUACGAUGUUCGGAUGGGACGAGCUCAAAUUAGAGAACGGAGUGGAGUUCUAAGAUGAGCGCGCACAUUACCUCUUAUGAAUUGAGUGUUGGAAUGUUCUCAACAACGAUUCAAAGCUAAAGCUCUGUCGGGUUAUGGAUAACUGGUAACUCAACUUACCUAUCGGAUACUGCCUCCGGUCGCGGCAAUUUUCUAUUGUCUAUUGUUAUGAGCUACCCGUCCUCCCAUUAACUCAGGCGCUCAUAUACGUACGCGAUGCGAUGAACUAAUGUAGCUUAAUAAUAAA
Molecule: messenger RNA, 771 nt
Organism: Hypoxylon trugodes
Lineage: Eukaryota; Fungi; Ascomycota; Sordariomycetes; Xylariales; Hypoxylaceae
Exons: 3
Coding region: 125-538 (137 amino acids)
Molecular function (GO): oxidoreductase activity
Source: RefSeq, a predicted model, not a curated record